Poecilia latipinna (sailfin molly) is the source of this 1223-nucleotide messenger RNA. Its product is annotated as protein tweety homolog 3-like. NCBI's taxonomy places the organism in Eukaryota, Metazoa, Chordata, Actinopteri, Cyprinodontiformes, Poeciliidae. Gene Ontology annotation, molecular function: intracellularly calcium-gated chloride channel activity; volume-sensitive chloride channel activity. Gene Ontology annotation, cellular component: plasma membrane. Bases 552 to 878 code for a protein of 108 amino acids. The record is from RefSeq and is a predicted model, not a curated record. The transcript has 3 exons.
GACAUCCAGAGUGGCAAAGCUUGCCGCAAAGCCCCAUCCUCCGGGGAUUUCUACAGACCGUGUUUGCUUCAUGCUCCAACAAUAUAAGCGCUAAAGGUACCUAACCGACCCUCGUCGUGGAAGCAAAGACAGCUACGGCAUCGACGAACUGUAAAAUAAAUAAAUAUAUGACCACAUAGCUAGGCUUUUGGGUCAAAUAGUUUAACCCCUAAUCUGCCACAGGGGAGAACAGUCGAAGCGGUCGUGUUUUUUUGGGGGAAAUGCGUGCAGGUUUUUGUGUUCUUUUCGAUGCGGUCGGGACUGUAGCCGACUGGCUCGUCGCAGCUAGCUCGGUCCAGCCGCGUUGAUGCCGCAGCAGCUUGUAGUCUUCACAUCCAGCUCCACCAUCACGGGAUCAGGAAGACAAAAGGUGAGGUACACGCCGCUCUGGUCUCCCGGAAAGAAGAAAUAAGCUGCUGAACGAGAUUCUGCGCCCGCUUGUGCUUCACUAGUGUCCCGGUGAAGAACCAGGCUGCAGAGCGAAGUCACAGUCUGCAGGCAGCUGCAUCAGGAUGGCGGCCGUGGUCAACUACUCUCCACCUUGGUGGGUGAAUCUGCUUCACCGGUUACCUCACUUUAACCUGGAAUUUCAAAUGGUGAGCAGUGACUUCAGACCAGAGGACUCAGAGUAUCAGAAGUCUAUUUUGCUCAUCGGUGCUAUGGCCGUGCUGUGUUUGGGCCUGGACCUCAUUUUCCUCCUCAUCUACUCCUUCUGGCUUUGCUGCCGAAGAUGCAAGAAGGAAGACUCCUCACACUCCCAUUCUCACUCCCAGCAGCCCAGUGCUGACUGCUGCUGCACCGCUUGGUGCGUCAUCAUCGCCACGCUCGUCUGCAGGUGAGAGGCUAAACGACUGGAGCUGGUUUUUUCCCUAAAAUAUCUGUUAAAAUAUACUUAUCCCCUUAUGGACUAGUGAUGCUAAUUAGCUUCGUACCUCUUUCACUGAGACUACACUAAGGGGACGUAUCAAUACUUCAAAUUUUGGUUAACUUAUGUCUCUCACAUUAGAUACAUUUGAUAUGACAUUUUGUGGUCAAAGUGUGAACUACAUAUACUUCAAGGAGGCUGAAGUGUGCAAUAGUCUGACCACUGGAAUUUUACUGAUAAAUAAUUUUAAUCCUCAGCUAGGUUGUGCAAUAAUUAGUUAUCUCUAUCUAUUCAGAUAUAGAAAUUGUCUACAAAAGCA